Olea europaea var. sylvestris is the source of this 1740-nucleotide messenger RNA. RefSeq lists its product as uncharacterized. Bases 1 to 1740 code for a protein of 579 amino acids. The transcript has 3 exons. The record is from RefSeq and is a predicted model, not a curated record. Gene Ontology annotation, molecular function: RNA-DNA hybrid ribonuclease activity; nucleic acid binding. NCBI's taxonomy places the organism in Eukaryota, Viridiplantae, Streptophyta, Magnoliopsida, Lamiales, Oleaceae.
AUGCCUUUCGAUUUGAAGAAUGCAGGGACAACAUACCAAAGGCUCAUCAACAAAGUCUUUGCUAACUUGAUUGGAAGGAAUGUGGAGGCGUACAUUGAUGACAUGGUGGUUAAGAGCAAACAGGUGGACCAGCAUAUUUCAGAUCUUGAAGAGGUUUUCGACACCUUGCGAAAGUACAGAGUAAAGUUAAACCCCGCAAAAUGUGCAUUUAGCGUAGUCUCGGGCAAGUUCUUGGGCUUUAUGAUCACUCACCGGGGGAUAGAGGCUAACCCUGACAAAAUACAAGUCUUGGCAUCUAUGGAAUCACUAAGGAACAAGAAAAGGUACAGAGAUUGUGAGAAAGCUUUUCAGGAGCUCAAGCAAACAUUAGCAUCUCCUCCUAUUCUCACUAGGCCUGAGCCUGGUGACACCUUAUUUUUGUACCUGGCCGUAUCUCAAAACGCGGUCAGCGGGGUCUUGGUGAAAGAGGUUAACAGAGUCCAACAACCUAUCUACUAUUCUCACCCUAUUGUGGUGCUCACUAAUCAACCACUUAGGCAUAUACUUCAAAAGCCGGACGUCUCAGGAAGACUGAUGAAAUGGGUGAUCGAGCUUGGAGAAUUUGACAUCGAAUUCAAACCACGCCCAUCUAUCAAAGUCCAAGCACUAGCCGACUUCAUUGCAGAACUAACCCCUAGUCCUCGGGGGCCAGGUGACGGCUCGAGCAUGAGCACCAAUUUGGACACUUGGCAAAUUUUUGUAGAUGGAGCAUCAAACUCCUCGGGCUUGGGUGCAGGGGUCAUCAUCAUCAGCCCUGACAAACAUACGGAGAUUCAAUGCGCUCUUAGGUUCGAGUUUGAAGCAACCAAUAACGAGGCCGAGUAUGAGGCCAUCGUCAUUGCUCUAGAGCUAGCCCUUAGCCUUGAGCUCGAGUUCGUGAAGGUAUUCAACGAUUCACAAUUGGUGGUCGGACAGAUUGAAGGAUCAUUUGAAAGGAAAGACGAGAAAAUGAGUUUGUACUGCAUGAAGGUUCAAGAUCUUCAACGAAAAUUCAAAAGUUGUGAAAUUGCAAAAAUUGCUCGAAAGGACAAUGGAAAAGCCGACGCAUUAUCCAGGCUUGUGGUCAUGGGGGUAGACAGCCUGGACAGAACAGUUUACAUCAAAGUCAUCACAGAACCCAGCAUCAAUCAAAUCCCCGACGUCAUGGACAUUGACAACGAACCAUCUUGGAUGGACCCAAUCAUAGAAUUCAUCACAAGUGGAAAUCUACCAAGCGAUGUCAGGUUGGCUAGAAGCAUCAGAGCUCGAGCUCCUAGGUACUGCAUGAUCAGCGGUGUCCUCUUUCGCAGAAGUAUUACUCUUCCAUACCUAAGGUGUCUUAGACCAUCAGAAUCAUCCCAGGCCCUUGCUGAAGUUCAUGAAGGUGUGUGCGGGAAUUAUCAAGGAGCCAGGGCCCUGGCCUUUAAACUCAUACGAUAUGGGUACUAUUGGCCAACUAUGAAGAAAGAUGCCUCAGAAUAUGUUAAGAGAUGUGAUAGGUGCCAGAGGUUUGGCAAUGUUAUCCAUUCACCAGUCGAAGACCUCACCAACAUUAACUGUUCAGCCCCGUUUGAACAAUGGGGAGUUGACAUCCUCGGCCCCUUUCCUGUGGUAAGAGGUCAAUUAAAGUUUGUUGCUGUAGCAGUAGAGUAUUUCACAAAAUGGGUAGAGGCCGAACCUCUCGCCACGAUAUCGGAGCCCAAGCUAAGAGCCUUCACUUAG